This is a messenger RNA of Neurospora crassa OR74A, 1002 nucleotides long. RefSeq lists its product as hypothetical. The transcript has 2 exons. Bases 314 to 913 code for a protein of 199 amino acids. Gene Ontology annotation, molecular function: peptidyl-tRNA hydrolase activity. Lineage: Eukaryota; Fungi; Ascomycota; Sordariomycetes; Sordariales; Sordariaceae. The record is from RefSeq and is a predicted model, not a curated record.
CGACGGCUUCCAUUUUCCCAGAAUGAUCUCCAUCGAUCGGAUCUGUCUCCAUACCCGUCCCGGAGGCCUGGGCCAUUAGUGUAGACAUCGGAUCGUCAACUCAUGUCAGGUUUCUCACAGCAGCUGGUCGAGACACAUUGCUGCUGCUAAGAAGGGACAGUGCUGAAGCUGUGAUACCGGACAUCGCGGCAGGUAAUCUUUGCCGUUGACUCAUCCCGGCGUAGGUUCAGUGUAGAAGAAAACCAUCCGACAGCAACCCUCAAACACAGCCUCAAAAGAAGAAUCCGCCAACUCCGAAAUUUACGCUGAGAACAUGGCAUCUCUCAGACGUUUUCUCGUCGUCAGUCUUGGCAACCCGGGAGAGUACCGCGAUACUUUUCACUCAGCCGGCCAUCUGGUGCUCGAAUCCUUUCAGAAAAAGCUUCCUGAAGACCUCGGACAGCCGUCUUUCACCUCGGAACGCUAUGGAAAGAAAGCCGUCCGUGCUUCCGCCGGAUCAAAGUACACUCUUUUACAAAGCCCUACGCUCAUGAACAUCACCGGGCCGUGGCUCGCUCGGGCGUACAAGGAUUACCUGGUCGACCAUGGCCUAAGCCCCGAAGAAGUUGGACUGGUGCUGGUCCACGAUGACCUGGAGGAAGAGUUGGGUGUCGUCAAGGUUCGACAGUGGAAGGCUAGCCAUAGAGGCCACAACGGCAUCAAGAGCGUGCUGGCCAGUUUGCCGCCGAUACCCGAUGCUAAGUGGGCGCGCGUGUCAAUAGGCAUUGGUCGGCCGGAUGAUAGGGACAGGACCACUGUGUCCGACUUUGUCCUCAGCAAGAUCCCAAGGCACGCCAAGGGGAUAUUGCAAGAUAAGGGGGGAAGCGGGCUGUGGGAGGCACUUGGCAAGUUGGAGAUAAAAUGGAACAAAUGAAGUUGUGGACAGUGGAGAGCAAGUACGAGAGAGCUGGGCCGGUGUUGCGCCAAUGAGUUGAGAUAAACUAUGAUACCCCGUUUUCCACC